AAUUUGAAAUAAUAAGAACUUGAGUUCCAUGAAAUCCCCAGCGCUAUGCAUUUCAAUUCUGCAACAAAAGAGAUCAUGAUUUAUCACAAUAAUAACUUUUUAAUAACUCUAUUGAAUUUAACUUUUUAAUAUGAUAUGAAAGAGAAACACUGAAACUGAAAGCCAAACCAUGAAUCCACCACCUCCACCGCCACCACCUCAACUGCCACCACCUCAACUGCCACCACCACCACCUCCACCACCACGUCCAACCCCUAACCAACUCAAUACAACAUUCUCAUCCCUCAACAACCUCAUAACCCUCUCAAACCAAAUUCUCCAAACCACACCCCAACCCCAAACCCUAAACACAAAUCUAAUUCACUGCCCUUUCAAUCCCAACCACCUCAUCCCACCACCUUCCCUCUUCCUCCACCACCUCCGUUGCCCUUCCUCACCUCGCACUCUUCCCGACCUCGACCACCUCCUCAAUUUCCUCUCUUACCCUAAAACCCUCCAAAACCCUAACUCCAUUCACCUCUCUUCUUACUUCCAUUUCCCUUCCAACUUUUUCUACACCGAUUGCCCCGGCGCCGUUGAUUUCUCCGAAUCAACCGCCGUCGCUAAAACCGCCACCUUUUCUCUUCCCGAUUUUUUAUCUCUCGAAUGUUCCAACUCUACCGUGUGCUCACCUAUACCUAAUCCCACCUCUAUUCUUCCUUCUGAAUACUACUACAUUUCCCGUGAACUCGAUUCAUGGAAUCAGUUUCCUAAUUAUUACUCCAAACCUAUUAUUCGCGCCAUUUUAGGUAUUGGAAUUGCCAAAGAAAAUGAAAUGGCUGAUUGGUUAAUAUCGAAUUCGCCUCGAUACGGCGUUGUAAUUGAUACUCCUAUGCAGAAACAUAUUUUUUUGCUGUUUUCUCUGUGCUUUAAAUCAAUUCUUAGAGAAGCUUCUGUUUCUUUAGAUUGUCCUGUUUUGAAUAAGGCUUUGGCUUGGUUUGAAUCUCAGGUUUCGAUUCUGUAUGGUGUUAAUGGAAAAUUAUUUGUUCUUAAUUUUGUGAAAAAAUGUAUUCUGGUUGGUGCUUCGGCUCUGUUUUUGUUACCGUUAGGCAACAAGGUUGUUGACUCUGCUGCUUCAACUUCAAAGCAAGAAAAGAAUAUAGAUUGUAUAAGGGAGAGGAAGAUUUUAAUGCCGCAAGUUGUAGCUGCUGUUGCGGCAUUGCACGAGAGAUCGUUGCUUGAACGUAAAAUUAAGGGAUUUUGGUUUUCUCAUCCAUCAAAUAACUAUCAGCUGGUUGCUGAGCAUCAUUAUUUGUCUGACAAAGCUAACGAAGAACGGAGUAAGCGGAAUGAUUAUAGGCCUCUAAUUGAUUAUGAUUGGGUUCAUCCCCAUCUUUCAUCUCACCAGAACCAGGAAACACAAAGAGAAAAGACACGAGAGGAGAUACUGGCUGAAGAAAGGGAUUAUAAACGUCGAAGAAUGUCUUAUCGUGGCAAGAAGAGAAAUCAAUCAACAUUACAGGUAAUGAGGGAUUUGAUAGCUGAAUACAUGGAGGAAACCAAGCAUGCUGGAGGUGUUACGAACCCUGUCAGUGUUUCUGAAGACAGUAGGAUGCCUCUGCCUCCACCUAGACUUCCUUCCAGUCACAACAUUCAAAUGGAAGCCAAUACUUCAAGAACAGUUAGUCAAGACUCACCUGCAGUGACAAUCAGUAACCAAGGUUAUCAUGAGCAACAAUCUCACACAAAUUAUUUUGACAAAAGCAAAGCUGUACAUGAUGCUACUGCUAGAGAUUAUGAACAGCAGAAACAAGGACAACACAGGAAUCAUCAUAAUGAAGGAUAUCAACGAACUGCUGAUCAAGGAAACCACAGGAGUCGUGCUUCAACAAGUCCAGAAAGACAGAGAAGUCAUAGUCGAUCACAUGAGCAUAUAAUUCAUAAGAAACAAGAUUACUCAAAUAGAAAGACAUACAGUAACUCUUCAAGAACCAAGGACAGGUGGCAAAAUGACACUCACAAGAACCACAUUUCAGAUUCUUUCUCAAGAAACGUAUUUUCAGAGCGAUAUGAUCCUUCGGAGCCUCAUGAUGUUGGUGAGCUUGAUAUCUCUUCUGAUGACAAAUAUAUCAAGCGAGAUAAAUUUUAUCUAAAGGAACGUAAUUAGCUAUGCUGGCCCGAACUAUGAAGGCAUUACAUCUGCAGUGGUUUAUUUGCAUAACUUUGCAGUAUUAGCCUAUCAAGCUUCAGCGCUUUUUUCAAUGUAUCCUCCAUUGUAUCCUUAACUGUGAAAGAGUUUUUAGAAGCAUUCCUUGGAUUGAUUUUAUUGCCCAUAUUAUCACUAUGCAUUCUUUAUUUUUCCUCUCAAGAUAACAGCAACAAAAUGCAAUGAUGGAAACCACAAAAAAUCUAUUUCUAUCAAUAAAAUUUUCAAUUUCUCGUUGUUUUACUUGCAAUUUAUUUUUGUUACUUUUUAGUUUAAUUACAUGAUAUAUGUGUUCCUAGGAGAAAUGAAACAAGAUGUUAAUGUUCUACUUUGGAUAUAUUGAAUUAUAUAACUAACGGGAAAACAGUUAUAUUGGUUCCUAUGUCUUAUAGAGGCUUUACGUAUUAAGGUGAAGCAACUUCAGAGUAUUUUUGGUAAAUAGUUGUCCUAUCUUUUCUAUGUCUCAAUAUAUAGUGAUUUGAUUGGAUUUCUUUUUAUCCUCUUAUAUUUUUCUUAUCAUCAACUUCUUUGAUGUGUUCUAUUCUUUCCCACUCACUUGAUGCUAACCUUGGCUUAGAAUGUGCAUAAGCUGGCCAAGCAUUGUCGUUAUUGCAAGAAAAUUUACAUAAUAUUUCAGCAUUAUCUGAGUUCAAAACGCCUUUGAUGGCUAACCUAUUUUGCUUUGAUCUCAUUCAGAUAGAAAAAGGCCAGAAUAUUUCAAUGCCUGCCUGAAUAUCCUCUAGUAUUUUUCAUUUUCUGUUUCUUAGUGAAAGGUUCAUCAAUUGACUUUUCUCUGUUUCUACAUUGUUUAGUAUUGUAUUAUAGAGAGACUCAGCUGUGAUGGAGUGACUACAGUAAAGGACUGCAACCUUAAUGACUACAGAGGCCUUCGCUCAAAGCGAGAUGAUACAAAACCAUUUAUUUUUGCAAGAGAAGUCAUCUCAGUUCAUUGUGAACUGCUUCUUCCCAUUUUUUAGAACGUAAUUUAUUUUGGAAGAAUAUCCUCAGGUUCUCUCGAUUGGAUAAUAUGAUUUUUUGUCCACAUUGUUGUUUUUUUUUUGUUACUUUGAAAGAUAUACCUCAAUCUUUUGCAAUAUGUUCGGUACUAGAGGAACAAACUUUAGAAAUUUCGUUUCUCAAACAAUAGUACUUGUCUAAUUGAUGCUCAUCAAUGUGCAAGCUUCAUUUUUGUUCA
Molecule: messenger RNA, 3380 nt
Organism: Cicer arietinum (chickpea)
Lineage: Eukaryota; Viridiplantae; Streptophyta; Magnoliopsida; Fabales; Fabaceae
Product: U11/U12 small nuclear ribonucleoprotein 48 kDa protein
Source: RefSeq, a predicted model, not a curated record